UUCUUCUGCGCCUGCGCGGCCCGGGUCACUUCGCUGGCGGCUCCAAGGCUCCCGGCUCGCCGCCAUCUUGUAUCGGGGCUUCAUUGUUCGCGGUGGGCCGGGUGCUUUAGUGUCAUUGCUGUCGAAGAAGGAGGCGGAGUAACCUCCGGUCAGCCAAGAAACCCCCGCUAUUCCGCAGCCAUAGCCGCUCAAAAGAUUUGUGAGGUAGUAAAGCGUAGGGAGCUGGACUCAGAGGCGCCGCCGCGACAGCAGCAGCCAUGGAGGACGAGAUGCCUAAGACUCUAUAUGUCGGUAACCUUUCCAGAGAUGUGACAGAAGCUCUAAUUCUCCAGCUCUUUAGCCAGAUUGGACCUUGUAAAAACUGCAAAAUGAUUAUGGAUGUAAGGACAGCUGGAAAUGAUCCCUAUUGUUUUGUGGAGUUUUAUGAGCAUCGCCAUGCAGCUGCAGCACUAGCUGCUAUGAAUGGGCGGAAGAUAAUGGGUAAGGAAGUCAAAGUGAAUUGGGCAACAACCCCCAGCAGUCAAAAGAAAGAUACAAGCAGUAGUACCGUUGUCAGCACACAGCGUUCACAAGAUCAUUUCCAUGUCUUUGUUGGUGAUCUCAGUCCAGAAAUUACAACUGAAGAUAUAAAAGCUGCUUUUGCACCAUUUGGAAGAAUAUCAGAUGCCCGAGUGGUAAAAGACAUGGCAACAGGAAAGUCUAAGGGAUAUGGCUUUGUCUCCUUUUUCAACAAAUGGGAUGCCGAAAACGCCAUUCAACAGAUGGGUGGCCAGUGGCUUGGUGGAAGACAAAUCAGAACUAACUGGGCAACUCGAAAGCCUCCAGCUCCAAAGAGUACAUAUGAGUCAAACACCAAACAGCUAUCAUAUGAUGAGGUUGUAAAUCAGUCUAGUCCAAGCAACUGUACCGUAUACUGUGGAGGUGUCACUUCUGGGCUAACAGAACAACUAAUGCGUCAGACUUUUUCACCAUUUGGACAAAUAAUGGAAAUUCGAGUCUUUCCAGAUAAAGGAUAUUCAUUUGUCCGGUUCAAUUCCCAUGAAAGUGCAGCACAUGCAAUUGUUUCUGUUAAUGGAACUACCAUUGAAGGCCAUGUUGUGAAAUGUUACUGGGGCAAAGAAACUCUUGAUAUGAUAAAUCCCGUGCAACAGCAGAAUCAAAUUGGAUAUCCACAAGCUUAUGGCCAGUGGGGCCAGUGGUAUGGAAAUGCACAGCAAAUUGGCCAGUAUAUGCCUAAUGGUUGGCAAGUACCUGCAUAUGGAAUGUAUGGCCAGGCGUGGAACCAGCAGGGAUUUAAGGCCGUUGCUUCCCUGAAUUCUUGUAUUUCUUAGCCGCAUUUACUUCAUUAGAUUUUUAAAAUCCAUGUUGGAAAUGUCGGUAUAUUAUUUUCAACUGCUUUGUGGGAACAUUUUUCUUCUGAGUUUUCUCCAGGGAAACUCUAGGUAAGUUUUGCUACUGUAUUUUUAAUUACAGUAUCUUUGUACAAAUGCUGCAUAUAUGCCUUUCUAUUUAUUCAUAUUUGAAACAGUUUUUCCUAGACCACUUACCAGCAGGAAGAUGAAAGGGAAAGACCCUGUGCAGGUUUCUCCCCUCCCACCUCUGUGGCUCCAGUGAAUUGUCUCCUUAAAAGUUGCAGCCAUGGGUCCUCUCUGAGAUGUGACCUUGUCCAAAAGUUCUGUACCAGCUCUGAGCUCCCUUGCUUGGUUCCUUCAUCUGCUACAUUAGGGAACCUAACACCUGCUUUCAUGGAGAUCCCCUAACUUGCUUUCUGAAAGACAUGGACUCUGCACCCCCUAGGUACCUGGCACACCUUCCCUCCCUGCCUUUCCCAGCACUCAAGCUUGGUUAGACAUCCCCACAGCAGUUUCCACUCAGGGUUUGGCUCUCUUCUCAGAGUGAAUAUUUGUGGAUGAUUUCUGAGGUCUGCCGCCAUCAACUCCCUUCCUCACUCUGUUCUUCCCCCACAGCACUCAGUUGGCCUCCCAUCCAGGACCACACUUCCACUCACUGUGGGACAUGUGCAUUUUCUCUGCCUCCCUACUUUCACCUAAGAUACUGUUUGUAGGAGUCAGUGUUCAUGUUUUUCUUUUUUCUUUUUUGCUCCCUGUGAUUUCCAGAAGAAGUAGAAAGAUCCAGAACCAGGCUGUUAACGUUUCUACCAGAAUCAGAAGCCUAAAGGAAUCUUUUACACAUGUAUUUGAUCAUGACACUCCCCUGCAUGAAAGUCUUCUCUUCAAAUUGUAUUUAGAAUGUAAUCUAAAUCUUUAAUAUGUAAAAUCUUGAAUAUGGCCUGCAGUGAGUUCUAAAGUGCAGUCUGUACUUACCAACUGUACAGCAAACCGUCCUCCACUCUCCCAUAAGCCCUUCCCCUCCACACUCAUCUUUCAGUUUCUUAAGUAAGUAAUCAUUUUAUAUGAGUCAGUGUCCAGUCAGGAGACAGAGACCAAGGCUAAAAUUUGAAAAGGGAAAUUUUAAUGUAAAUAAUGGUUAAAGAGUAAAAGGUUAACUAAAAGAGAUCCAGAAGUUGCAGGUGCAAAAACAGUUGUUAUGGAUAGAGUGGACAAUGCGGGAUCUAAGUGUUUAGGAGAGCACUGAUUUUCUGGCCUCUUCAAAGUGGGCUUAAUUACCAAGGAAUGUGCAGCCUGGUGAAGAAAUGUGCCAGAGGGUAUGGGCCAGAGCCGGUCCUUAGAAGCUGCCUGCCAUUGUCAAAGGUUGGGAAGCUGGAGAUGGUAAUUUAGAAAUGGUCCGCCGGGUGGGGGAGCUAGGGUCACCAGAUUUAGCAAGACCACAAUCCCAAGUAUUACAUGAAACAUACUAAAAAUUAUUUGUUGUAAAACUGAAAUCCAAAUUUAACUGGGUGUCCUGUAUUUUAUCUGGCAGUCCAAAGCUGCCGUGGAAGCAGCUGCAGGUGUGAAAAGUGUGGCCUGAGGGUGCAGUUGGGGCAGGUCCUGGGAACCACUGAGGGGAGCACCACUGGGUCGUCUGUGCACUGGUCCACUGGCUCCGGCAGUGAAUAAAAAGAAAGAGAACCAGGACCUGUAAGGGGUGAGGCUUUCUGUCACUAUCACCUUGCAUUGUUCCCCCAUUGCCACUGUUGAUGAAGCCUAAGACUUAGCCAACUGGCAGAGGAGAAAUGUUUCACAAAGCAAGGCAAAGAAGGGUGGCGUGGGGACCCAGACUCCAUUUCAGAGCCCUGCCACCUGAAUGCCUUUUGUCUGCUCUUUGUCUUCAACUCUCCUCUUAAAUGUUUCUUCCUCUAAAAAGCCUUCCUUCUAUUACCUACAAUCUAGAUCAGUAGCCUCUCAAAUCAUCCUAUACUUUUGCUUUAUAGCAUUUGUCACAAUUUUAAAGUUAUGUAUUUCUGUGAUUAUAUCUUGAAAACUCAUGUUCCCCACUAAAAUAUAGUGACUGUUUUCUUCAAUGCUGUAUGUACCCAGUAGGUAGUAAAUAGUAGGUGCUCAAUAUGUCUGUUGAAUUAAUUUAAUUAUCUCAUUCCUGUCUUAACCAAAUGGCUUUCUACCAUUUGCUGAUAGUACUACCAGCUAGAGUACCAAGUGUGAAGUGAUAAAAGCUAAAAUUAGAGGACCAAAACAGGGCUAAUUCGUUCUGUCAUGUCAAAUAAUUUGAAAUUUUUUUUAAAUCUUAAAGGUCCUAGGGAGCCAUUGAUCUAAUACGUUUUCAGUCAAGAUGUCUUCCAGGUUCCUGGCAUGAGCCAUGAAUGGAUGGUGGGGCUAAUUACUGGAGUGGGAAAAGGAAGAAGGGGAGUUCGUAAAAAUAACAUGGAAGCUGGUUAGAGGGCAGAAGAUGAAAGCUAAUGAUUUCUGCCUUUGAAAAUGUGGAGCUUGGACAUGUGUGACAUUCAGGUAGAAAUAUCCAGUAGGUAAUGAUAGGGAAUCUGGAAGGGAGAUCCAGGCUGGAAGAGAGACGAGAGUCACCAGCCUUUAGGUGGUAAUUCAGCCCAUGGAGUGGCAGUCACCCAGAGAGACGCCAGAGUGAGAAAAGGACUGAGGACAGAACCCGUAGGUCCAUCAAGCUUGAGGAGGAUAGAGACACAGAAGUUGGCAAAGGAGAAUGAGGAGGAGCUCCCUGACAGGCAGGAGAAAUACCGAAGGUCCAUGAUGUAGAAAUCAAGGAAGAAAAAAUUCAAGGAAAUAGAAGUAGUCAAGAGCAGAGAGAAGUUGGUGAAAAAAAAAGGUUGGGGAAAACAAGUCCACUGGAUUUAGCAAUAAGGAAGUAAUUGGUAACAUUGAGCAUUUUCAGUGAAGUAGUGGGAGCAAAAUGUGAACUGCGGUGGGUUAAGGAGUGGGAAGUGAGAUAGUUAUCAGGAGCAGACUGCCUUCCCAGUUCAUUGGGCUGUAGAGAGAAAGGAGAGAAGAAAGAGGAGAUGGGCUUAAGAAAGCAAUAUUUUUUUAAAUGUCAAUACAAUAAACUAUGAAUAAAUCAUAAAAGUAAAUGACUGCUAAAAAAAUAACCCCACUAUUCACCCAUUUGGAAAUACACAACAGAAAACAUUCAUCUCUGUUUUGUAUUUAAAAAAAAAAAAAAAAAACUGGAAGGGAGUUCCCUGGUGGCACAGCAGGUUAAGGUCCAGAGCUGU
Phacochoerus africanus (Common warthog) is the source of this 4597-nucleotide messenger RNA. RefSeq names its product TIA1 cytotoxic granule associated RNA binding protein (gene TIA1). The transcript has 13 exons. Gene Ontology annotation, molecular function: mRNA binding. Lineage: Eukaryota; Metazoa; Chordata; Mammalia; Artiodactyla; Suidae. The record is from RefSeq and is a predicted model, not a curated record. The coding region runs from base 258 to 1331 and encodes 357 amino acids. Gene Ontology annotation, cellular component: cytosol.